AUGUCGCUUCCUCCGAAGGCGCUGACGAUUCAGCUCCCACCGAACCAAUUUGAGGACGAUGCGGGAGGCGGCAGUUCGUCUGAUGGCAGCGGCGCAGACGGCGUUGCGAAGAAGGAAGAGGAGACCCAGAACACGGGCACGCCCAGUGGUUCAUUGAAGCGGAAGCGCAACCUUCCUGGAAACCCAGAUCCGGACGCGGAAGUUGUGGCCCUGUCCCCCCGAACCCUCCUCGCGACCAACCGGUUCGUGUGCGAGAUCUGCAACAAGGGCUUUCAGCGCGACCAGAACCUGCAGCUGCACCGACGCGGCCACAACCUCCCUUGGAAGCUCCGCCAGCGCACCACGCAGGAAGUGCGGAAGAAGGUCUACGUCUGCCCGGAGCCCACCUGCAUCCACCACGACCCGUCCCGAGCGCUAGGAGAUCUGACCGGGAUCAAGAAACAUUUUUGCCGCAAGCACGGCGAGAAGAAGUACAAGUGCGAAAAGUGUUCGAAGAAAUACGCCGUGCAGUCGGAUUGGAAGGCCCACAUGAAGACGUGCGGUACUCGCGAGUACCGAUGCGAUUGCGGAACCCUCUUCUCAAGGCGCGACAGCUUCAUCACUCACAGAGCUUUCUGCGACGCGCUCGCCGACACAGGCCCCACCAGCGUCAAACCCGAGCCCGGCGAUUCCGCCGCUACAGGCGCCGGUCCGGGGAGCGUCGGCGGUCUCAGCCACAAAGGAGCGGGGUACGAGGGGGACACGAUGCGAGGCGCGGCCGUCAUGUUCGGUGAUGACGUCACGAAAGCCGCUGCUGCUGGCGCGGCUCAUUUGCCAGGUCAACAGCAGAAUUUCCAAGGGCAGGGGCUCCAAGCGUCGCAGCAGCAGGGCUCUCAGCAGCAGUUUUCGUCGCAGGAGUUCGCAGACCUGGUCAGCCGAGCCAUGAACAAGCAAGGCGGGGGCGGUAUGGGGCUGUGGCUCGGCCAGGGAUCCAACAACGGAGGGCAGAAUCAGGGCAUGACGCCGCAGCAACAGAUGCUGCAGGCUGUGAGCCAGGGAGGUUUGAACCCGAGCGCUCUUCUUGCAGCGAUUAACAAUAGUGGCGGUAGCAUGGCGAGCCUGCUGGCUGGUGCCGGAGGUGGCUCCCUGGGUGAAGCGGCGGCGCUACUGCUUCAGCAGAAUCAGCAGAGUCAGCAGCAGCAGCAGCAGCAACAGCAGUCAGACCAACAGCAGCAGUUAUUAAUGCAGCAGCAGCAGCAGCAGCAGCAGCAGCAACAACAACAGCACCAACAACAACAACAACAACAACAACAACAACAGCAACAGCAGCAGCAGCAGCAACAGCAGCAGCAGCAGCAACAGCAGCAGCAGCAGCAGCAGCAGCAGCAGCAACAACAGCAGCAACAACAGGAGCCCCAGGAUCAGCAGCAAGUGCUACUGCAGGCGCUUCGCAACAUGGGAGGAUCCAACCAGCUCCUGGCGAACCUUGACCUCUCUAAAGUCUCCAGUCUUCUCUCUUCCCUGGGCGGCGGAGCUGGCGGCAAAGACAUCGGCUCCUUAAUCUCCUCGCUUCUCGGUUCCAACGGCAGCAUGGCUCCUGGGGGUAAUCUGGACCCAGGCUACGCGUCUAACGCUGGUGGUGGAGGCGACAUGAACAGUAACGUUUAUGGUGGUGGUGGUGGUAACCAGGGUAACCUCUCGGGGUCUGCAGGGGGUCUGUCUGGAGUGGGCAUGGGGGGAGACCCCUACAAUUCCAGUGGCGCUGGUCUGACCGGCUCUGCCUCGGGCGAUGGUGAUGGCCUAGGGCACGGCGCGCAGCAGGACGGGCUGCAAGGUCUCUCGGGUGUGAACCUCCCGGAUCUGCUGCAGCAAGCAGGCGCUGUGCUCGCCCGGUCUGGAGGCUUGGGUAACCUGGGAGGUGCGGGCGGUGCGGGGUCGUCGCUUCUGACGAGGGCCAUAGAAACUUUGGCGAGUCAGGGAUUGCCGCUUGGCGGAGGGCAGAACUCCGGGCUUCUGGACGCUGUUGCUGGCCUGGGCGGAGGGCAGGGCAAUUUCGGUGCGCUGGCAGGGUCGUUGCAGCAGCACGACCAUGGGAAUAAUGGUGGGGGUGGGGGAAUGAUGGGAGGGCAGCAGCAGCAACAGCAGAAACAGCAGCAGCAGCAGCAGCAGCAGCAGCAGCAGCAGCAGCAGCAGCAGCAGCAACAACAACAGCAGCAGCAGCAGCAGCAGCAGCAGCAGCAGCAGCAGCAGCAGCAGCAGCAGCAGCAACUGCAACAGCUGCAGAUUCCAAAUGAUUUGAUUCAGAGAUUGGCGGAUAAGUUACCUCCCGGUCUGAACAUGGACGCACUGCAGUCCGCUCUCAGCGUGUACCCUGAGCUUGGAGCAAACGGCGCUCUGUCUUCCGCGCUCAACACCCUGCUCUCAGGAGGAGGCGGUUUUAACACAGCGCCACAACAGCAACAGCAAGUGGGGAUGGUUGGAGGGGAAAAUGCAGAUGGUUGGGGUGGGGGUGGCAUGGGUGGGGGCAAUGGUGGUGGGCUGGAGCAGGGAAUUCAAGACAUCUUCUCUUCUGGAGCAGGCCAGAACUCUGCGAUGGCUGCGAUGCUGUCUGCUAGCAAUGGAGAUUUGGCAGGUGGACUGGCAGGUGCUUUUGGAGGGGAUGGCAGCGGGGGGUUGCUCGGUGCUGGUGGUGACAUGCCUUCAGCUUUGCAGAAUAUGCUCAUGGCCAGGCAGCAACAGCAACAGCAGCAGUUCAAGCAGCAGCAGCAGCAACCACAGCUGCAGCAGCAACCACAGCUGCAGCAGCAACAGCAGCUCCUGCAGAGUGCAGGUCUUAACACUGACUCGCUGACUGCUGCUUUGCAAAGGGCGCAGCAAGGCGGCCAUGAUCUUGGAGCCUUUGGCUCCCCCUCCCUCCCGCCUCCCGAUGCCUCCGAUAAUGACGUUAACAUGUUCCUCUGGAUGAAGCACGAACAGAUGUUCUCCAACUCAUCCUCGACACCAGGUUCGGGAUCAGGUUCGGGCUCAGGCUCGGCAGGCGGAGGUAUAUUUGGCUCGGCAUUCUCCGGUUCGGGGCUCUCGGGGCCGGCGGAUGGUGCCGGCGGAGAUGCCGGCGGGAGCGGGACUGGCGGCGGGUUCUCCGGGUUCCACCCGAUCGCGCGAGGCAACAGCGCGCCGCCGCAGUUUCUUCAAAACGCCAUGCUGAAAUGGUCUCCGCCCAGCUCCCCCCCCGCCGGAGGUAUGUUCGACCCCGCGCCAGCCGCGGAGGCCCCUAAGCCGCCGCGCGCGGGGGGAAGCGAGCACCCGUUCUCCCCGUCGUUCUUCCCCACGUCCCCGUCGCUGCCCUCACCCGCGUCGCUCGACGUCGUUCCCGAGGAGGACGUCUUUCUGGGCGGCGAGGACGCGGACUCUGCGACGGCGAAAGCGGAGGCGGCCGAGGCGGAGAAGGCGGGCGGAGGAACGAGAGCUGGUAGGACUAACGGAGAGGGUAAUAACGAGGAUAAUGCGAGCAAUGCGGCGGCUUCUGCUACUGCGGUUAUUCCGCUGCUUGACGAUGGUGAUGCUGUGUUCUUCGGCACGCCGGCGAAGCAGCCGCCAGUCCCGCUGCCAAUUGAAGAGCCUGUUCUAUUCGGCGAAGUGACUACAACGGACCCUUUCCGCGGCUCCCUAGAAGCCGCUGCGGCAGCCGCGGCCGCCGCAGCCGCCGCCGCAACAGGCGGCGGGAAAGGCGCAUUAGGUGUCUUGGACGCGGAAAUGCCGCCUAGAAUAGGGUCGACGCCGCGCAGCAAUAGCUCCCGGCCGUACGAUGUUAACAGCAGUGGCGGAGACGAGACUCCGCCGGGCGGAAUGGCGAAGAGCAGCAGGACCUUCGCGGGGGACAUCGAAGGGGGAGGAUUCGGGGAAGAGUUGGACUUUUCCUGCGGGCUUGGCGGGGUCGGGGGGGCCGGGGAAGGCGGGAGGGGCGGGGGGAGCGGGGGGGAGGAUGCAAGCGCAGGCGGAGACGCUUCCCCCGGGCUGUUUGACCAGGCGUUUGCGACCUCGAGCAAUAACAGCACACCGCGCGGGUCGGUAGAUAUGACUGGUAGUGCGGAAGUGUUUUCUGUUGGCGAUGGGGGGGGAGGAAGUGACACGUUAGGGCCCCGCCAUGGGAGUACCGGGCAUGGGAGUGCGGGCCACGGCGCAUCACCACCAAUGGGGGGAGCGGGAGGAGUGGGGGGAGGCGCAGGGGCAGGAGGAGCAGGGGGCGGAGGGGCGGGAGGCGCUGCUUCGGUGCUGGCUGGGUGGGGGUUACUGUCAGCGGAGGGCAGUGGGUCAUUCGCCGCAACUGGCGCUUUAAAGAGCCCUAACUCGUUCGGAGGGACCUCCCACGCUGCUAACCCUGCUGAAGCUGCCAAGCCUCUCGUUCGGGCUUCCUCCGUGCCUACCAUCACGUUCGGACCAGUUGUUGUAGGUUCGGAGGUGGUUCCGAGCCUGAACCCCGUCCCACUGGGGACGCGCAAGCCUCGCCCGCCAAUCAGCCACGCGUCCCUGCCGUCUAACCAGCAGCAGCCCCCGCUGCCGAGCCUGCAGCGCUCGCCCGGUAGCGGAAGCUCGGGCGGAGGUUCGGAGAAGAGGUUCGGCAUGGGGAGGCACGGCAUGAGCGGACUGAGCAGGGGGAGCCCCCCCGCAAAAGCAGGAAGGGAGGCGGGAAAAGGGGGAGUGUAUGUUGUGGGUGGGUAUUUGCUGUCUACUCUUCUAAUGAUUAAAGGAUCGGAUGAUAACGAGGAUAUGUAUGAGGACGAGGAGGACUUGGGGUAUGUGAGGCGUGCGGUGGGGAACGAGGAGCAGUUUAUGCUUAUAGAGGCGGACCCGGGGGAUGAUCCCGAGGACGCGGAGGAGGGGGAGGGCGCGACGGGCGGAAAGGGGGAAGGUGAGGGGAAAGCUGGUGGGUGGAAGGGGGAGCAGGAGAGCGCGGGUGGGGGCGGGGAAGGGAAGGGGAGCAAGGGGAAUGAAGCGGGGAAGAGUGGGAAAGAGGGGAAGCGGGAUUCGGAAGGGGGGGAUGAGGAGAUGUAUUUUUCGGGGGAAGACUCUUAUCAAGAAGCGGAAGGGGGGGAGGAAGGGGCGGAGGGCGGCGGGGGAAGCGAGGCGGAAGGCGCUGCGGGGGGGAAAGGGCACCGAUCGGUUCCGAGCUUCGGAGUGGUGGACGCGUGGGAUGGGAUGUUCGACAAAAGCGGGGUGGAGGGGACGAAGGGCGCGCGGAACGGGGGAGGAGCGGAAGGGAGGGGCGCAGGCGCAGGGGCGCGGCAGAAGCGGCAGGGCGGAAAGGGGCAUCUGAGCGGGCAGCUAGAGGAGGGGGAAGAGGGGGAAGGGGACGAGGACGAGGGGGAGGAUGGGGAGGACGGGGAGGAGGGGGAGUUUUACGAGGGGCAGUCUGUGGGCGCAGAUGCGGGGAGCUCUAUGCUGGGCUCCGUGCAGGACCUGGAUGAAGACUGCGCGCACCCCACCCCCACCGGCUCCCGCCCCCGCCUUGGCGUUCUCAGUGACGAGGAGGCGGAGGGGGAGGCGGAGGAGGGGGAGGAUGGGCUGGGCAAGGGGAUGAGGGAGAGGGCGGAGGGAGCGGGGAAAACGGAGGGCGGGGGAAGGGGGGGUGGGAGCAGGGAGGCAGGUGGGGCGGAUGGGGUGGAGAUAGAGAUGGGGGACGGCGGGGGCGCGGGUGCGGGGGAGAAGGAGGGCGCGGAGGGUCCGCGGAAGCGGCGGAGCUGGAAGGGCGGAGACGUGGGGAGUGCGUCGUUUGGGGUGGUGGACGAGGUGACAGGCGCGAGGGGCACGGGCAUGGGCGCAGGUGCAGGUGCGGGCGCAGGGCUGUUUGUGUCCACCGCAGUAGCAGCAGCAGCAGGUCAGGGCGGUGCUUCUGGGGCCGCCAGUGCCGCUGCUGAUGCUGCUGGUGGGGGCAGCGGCGGGUUUGGCGAUUCCUUCUCAGGCGGAUUCUCCUUCCCGUCGCCGUCCAGUGACGGGCUCUCCCGGGAGGGCUCUGGGUGGUCGGGAGGCGGGGGGACUCCUGGGGGAGACGCGGUGAAUAUCAGCCCUUCAGAUACUCUGGGCGGAGGGGGGAGCGGAGCGGGGCGAGGGGGAGCGGGAGGGGGCGCGGGGGAAGCGGGGCUGGCGGACGAGCUGGCGAGUGGGCUGGAGCGGAUGGGGAGCGUGGCGGAUAGUACCCUGGAGGUGUGGAAAAGGCAGGCUAGUGGCACAUUCGCUAAAGUCACUGCCAUGGACUGGGAUCCCCCUGCUGCUGCUGCUGCUGCUGGUGUUGCUGCCACUGGGGGUGCUGCUGCGGGUGGUGCUGGCGCGGGUGGGGAGGAGAAGAGGGCGAAGAGUGGGGGGACGAAGGAGGAAGGGGAUACGGAGGCAGGCGACGGGGGCGGUGAUGACAUGCAAACGGAUGGGGAUAUGGCUGUGAAAGGGAGUGGGGGGAGCAAGAAGGGGAAGGGGAAGGGGACGAAGGGGGAGCAGGAGGGGAAGGAUGGGGCGGGAAAGAAGGGGGAUGAGGGCGAGGAGGAAGCGGGGGAGAAGGGGGAAGGUGAGGUGGAGGGGACGAAGAAGGGCGCGGAGGGGGAGGAGAAGGCGGGAGGGGGCGGGGAGGAGAAGGCGGGAGGGGGUGGGGAGGAGAAGGCGGGAGGGGGCGGGGAGGAGAAGGUGGGAGGGGGCGGGGAGGAGAAGGAGGAGUUUGAGAUCUUCAACCUGCGUGUCAUUCACCGCAAGAACAGAACGGGAUUCGAGGAGGAGAAGGACUUCCCAGUGGUCUUGAACUCGGUGAUAGCGGGGCGGUACUACGUGACAGAGUACCUGGGGUCAGCGGCGUUCAGCAAGGCGAUCCAGGCGCACGAUCUGCACACGGGCAUGGACGUGUGCAUGAAGAUCAUAAAGAACAACAAAGACUUCUUCGACCAGAGCCUGGACGAGAUCAAGCUGCUGAAGUUCAUUAACCGGCACGACCCCGCAGACGAGCAUCAUUUGUUGCGGCUCUACGACUACUUCUACCACCGGGAGCACCUGUUCAUCAUAUGUGAGCUACUGCGCGCCAACCUGUACGAGUUCCACAAGUACAACCGCGAGUCGGGCGGCGAGGCCUACUUCAACAUGCCUCGCAUCCAGUCCAUUGCCAAGCAGAUCCUGCAGGCUCUGCGCUUCAUGCACUCGCUCGGCCUCAUCCACUGCGACUUAAAGCCCGAGAACAUCCUCAUUAAGAGCUACUCGCGCUGCCUCGUUAAAGUGAUCGACAUCGGCAGCAGCUGCUUCACAACGGACCACCUGUGCUCGUACGUGCAGUCGCGCUCGUACCGCGCACCAGAAGUUAUUCUCGGGCUGCCCUACGGGCCCAAGAUCGACAUCUGGUCCCUCGGCUGCAUCCUUGCUGAACUCUGCUCCGGACAGGUGCUGUUUCAGAACGACUCGCUGGCGACGCUGCUGGCGCGGGUGGUGGGCAUCAUCGGUCCCAUCGACCCGCGUCUGCUGCGCAAGGCCCGCGACCGCCACAAGUACUUUACCAAACGCAACGUGCUCUAUGAACGCAACCCGGUCAGUUUGAGUGCGGUGCAGUGCAGUAGUGGUAUGGGUGCAGUGCGGUGCAGUGCAGUAGUGACGGAGCAGAUGGAGUGUCUGGUUCCCAGAUGUCCUUUCCUCCCUGCAGCACCGCCUGCAGCACUGCCAGCAGCUGGGCAAGUUGGCCCUGAUGGUCCCUACCAUAACCUUGCAUGUCGCCUCUUUCACCCAUCCCCCUUUCUCCCUCCUCCACAGGAGGCGGAGCAGUAUCUGGUGCCAAAGAAGUCCUCUCUGCAGCACAGCCUGCAGCAGGGCGGCGAGGUGGCUCUGAUUGCCCCUACCAUAAAAUCCCCUCUCUUCAAUUCCCGUUUCCCUCACCAUCCCCCUCCCCACCAUCCUCCACAUGAGACGGAGCAGCUGGAGUACCUGGAGACGGAGCAGCUGGAGUACCUGGUGCCCAAGAAGAUCUCGCUGCAGCACCGACUGCAGAGGGGUGAGGCAACCCUGAUGGUCCCUGCCGUUAACCUCCCCCUUCCCCUCUCCCCCCUUUCCUCUCCACAGGAGACGGAGCAGCUGGAGUACCUGGGGCCCAAGAAGAUCUCGCUGCAGCACCGACUGCAGAGGGGUGAGGCAACCCUGAUGGUCCCUGCCGUUAACCUCCCCCUUCCCCUCUCCCCCCUUUCCUCUCCACAGGAGACGGAGCAGCUGGAGUAUCUGGUGCCCAAGAAGACCUCGCUGCAGCACCGACUGCAGCAGGGGGAUGCGGGGUUUGUGCAGUUUGUGGCGUCGCUGCUCCAGGUGGACCCGGACAAACGCCCCACUGCCGCCCAGGCGCUCGAACACCCAUGGCUCUCCCACCCCUAUGACCCCAUCACAUGA
Messenger RNA from Closterium sp. Naga37s-1, 8376 nucleotides. The record is from the annotation of a GenBank genome assembly. NCBI's taxonomy places the organism in Eukaryota, Viridiplantae, Streptophyta, Zygnematophyceae, Desmidiales, Closteriaceae.